Molecule: messenger RNA, 710 nt
Organism: Triticum dicoccoides
Lineage: Eukaryota; Viridiplantae; Streptophyta; Magnoliopsida; Poales; Poaceae
Product: putative invertase inhibitor
Exons: 1
Coding region: 1-579 (192 amino acids)
Molecular function (GO): enzyme inhibitor activity
Source: RefSeq, a predicted model, not a curated record
AUGGCUACUCUCCAAGCGCUCUCCUCCGUCCUCGUCCUGCUGCUCCUCGCGCAGCACGAGCGCACGGCGAGGGCGAGCACGCUGGAGGACACGUGCACGGUCGUCGCCUCCGGCGCUGGCGAGGAGGCGGCGCACCACUACUACGACUUCUGCGUGAAGACGCUGGGGGCGGACCCGGCGAGCGCGACGGCCGACGAGCUCGGCCUGGUGGUCAUCGUGGUGAGGAUCGCCAUGGCGACCGCCAAGGCCACCGGCGACCGCAUCGCCCGGCUGCAGGCCUCCGAGAUGUCGCCCCGGCGGCGGCUGGUCCUGGACGAGUGCGCCAACGACUACGCCUUGACAGUGCGCUGGCUGGGGCGCGCCUCCAUGGACUUGGCCGCGGGCGGGGACGAGGACCGGCUGACGGAGGCGGCCACCCUGCUGGAGCACGUUCGUGGCAUGCCGGCGCGCUGCGACAAGGCGUUCGUCCUCUGGGCCGGCGAGAGGACGCCGCUGACCGACGCGGACCACGAGCUCAACGGGGUGACCGUGCUGGCGUUGAAAAUCUUGCGCCAUUGCUUAAAUGACGGGGCAAAAUGAGCAAGUAGCACGAGGCCUUCUUCUACCUCCGGAAGAAAAUGAUCAUCUUUUCCGGCAGUGAAAUAUGAAGUUAAUUGCACAGAAGUACCAUAAUUCGGGCAUCACAUGCAGAUUGGUACCACGAUUGCUAA